AUGGUUAUACAAGCGAUUGCAUGGUUAUUUGUAGCCUUCGUGCUUCCAAUCUGUGUAGUAGCAGCUCCUCAAACCCUCGUCUCCAGUCAACUGGACGUCGAUGACAGCCCUCUUUCUAUCAACCUCACCGCCAUAGAUUCCUACCAAACUCGCCCCGGAGUCGUCACGUGCUACAGCCCAAAUGACAUUAUCUUCACACCUGAGCCUGUCGAUUACACCUGGGAAGCCUGCGAGCAUGCAAUUUAUCUCCUCGGAAAUCAUUUGAAGAGCAAAGCGCCGAUGCGCUGGUGGUGGACUGAAAGCGGGAACAGACCCGCCAGUAUUGAGGAACCGGCCUUUCAGUUGCCGUUGAUGAACCAGAAAGAGCCAAAGACGUGCCUGCUCCUGAUGAUAUCCACGGCCCAGCUCAGCGCCGUAUCCACAUCUCAGAUGGGCAAAGCUAGUGAUAUCGGAUGGAGGCCUGGAUGGGGUAAUAGACCACCAGCAGGUCAGCCGUCGAGCUUUUUGGUCGCACGAGAGGAGAUCAUAAUGGGAUUUUGGGAGAUUUUGGGUUGUUUGAAUACUGCACAUGGGAAAGAGGGUGCUGGGCAUAAGACUCUAGAAACCUGGUGGACCGACCCAGCCGCCGUCUCCAAGCUACGAUCGCCACUUGAGCCAAGUGUUCCGUCUACCCGAAACAACCAGCAUCUCGUAACCAAUCAAACGUUUCUUCCUCCACUUGUUGGUUGCAAUGGUCUUGAUAGAAUGACGAUAACGAUCGCCUCAGUCGGUAUAUGUAAGCGUCCAGUAAUGUGGAAACAGCUUUUCCCACUUCCUGCACUCGCUGACAUGACUACUACCAAAACCCUCCUCACGCUCGUUCCUUACCUCAUCACACUCACUUAUGGCAGCCCGAUCUCACCCAACGGCUCCUCGCUCUCUACCCUCGAGGAUGAUCCCGACCAGCCCAUCACAGUUGAUUGCUUCAAGUCCACGCACGACCCAGCGCCCACUUACCACGAUUGCUGGGAAGUAGCCGACACGAUCCUCUCCUAUGAUAAACUCGGCAUGGUCACCUUCACCGACUCCCUAACUGGCACUACAAUCAACACCAACACCUCGUCCACGGAAGAUGCUGCGCCUCCCACAAUCACAGCGGACUCCGGCACAACACAGAAGAAAUCACGCGAUGUGGGAGGGCCUUUGAACCCGCAGUAUACACUGUACACGCCAUUCUACGUCGUGCAUGAAUCGUGCAGGGCGACGAUUACGCUGCAGCCGCCUAACAAGAGCUUCGUGGCGAGCUUCGCGUGGAUUGCGAAGAGGACGUGGAUGACGCUUGAUGAUUGCGUUCAUGGGAGUGCGAAGAGGGGUGGGGAGAGUAAGGUGGGUGGUGGGCUUGAUAUCACGAUGGGAUAUAACCAUCAUUGA
This is a messenger RNA of Bacidia gigantensis, 1410 nucleotides long. RefSeq lists its product as uncharacterized. Bases 1 to 1410 code for a protein of 469 amino acids. The transcript has 3 exons. The record is from RefSeq and is a predicted model, not a curated record. Lineage: Eukaryota; Fungi; Ascomycota; Lecanoromycetes; Lecanorales; Ramalinaceae.